AUGGACGAUCUAUAUUCACUAGAUGUGCGCCAGGACUCACAUCUCCCGUCCCCAAAAUGUGUGUCAUUCCAAUUGGGGCGUCCGACUUCCAUUGCUGGCUCAGUUGGCGGGAUGAAGGCUCGUGGCGAUGCUCUUGCCGGUUGAGCUGUGUACAGUGUCUGGCAUAGAACUUCCAUAGAAGACUCCAUGGAUCGGACAUAUCACUGAUACGUCCAAUGCUGAAGUCUUAUCGCGGUCGAGGACAGCACAGCCAUCAUUAGAACCAAACCACAACCUCAGGUAGGCUUUCAAUAGCGAGGACUGGCAUUAUACUUGCUCUAAGGGUAUCUCUGCAUGUUAUGCUUUCUUUUUUUUUACGAGGAUGAACAUUGAUCAGAAUUAAAAACAGGUCAACGAUAAUGAAAGCGCUUCCUCAAGAACUCGUCGACAUAAUUAUUGACUUUUUACACAACGACAAGAGUACGCUGAAGUCAUGCUCUGAAGUAUCUCGAACCUGGGUCGAUUCCGCUUCCUUACAUCUUUUCGCUCGUGUUAGUCCUCUUUGGCGUCCACCAUACACUGACAGUCUAGCCACGUUUGCUGUCAAACUGAAGUCUUCACUGCGUCUACAGAGAUACGUCAAAUGUCUAGAGAUCAAGUACUACAAACCACAAUAUAACGGCGUGCAAGCUCCGAAUCCCAUUGCAAAGAAACCUCCGAUCCCUUUGGAAACUCUCUUCCUCGCAUUGCAGAAUUUUCCACAUUUAGAGCGGUUGAUAUGCGGAGAUAUUGAACUGUUCUCGAUUUCAGGCGGUCAAUCUGCGAUGACGGAGCUGCGCCAGCUACCAACUGUCCGACUUUUGGGCACAAAGUUCUCCGUGGUAGGGUCAACCUCGUCCAUUGGCAACUUCUUCGGACGAUUUCGUUCAGUCGAGACCCUUUUCCUGUCCAAUAUCAAGUUCGACCCUCGCGACACCUCCUUAUUUUUACCGUCCACCACGAAGGUCCAAGCUCCAACUGUGGUUGCAACGUCGCCGAACGUAGCGGACUUGUUUAUCAUCUUGCGGAAUACUGUCCACCUACCAAGUGUCGUGUCAUGUGGAUUAAGUAUCUUCACGCUCGAUGAUAUUCCAAUCGUAGGCGCAUUCCUUGAGGCCCAUCUUCGACGUAUUAUCGUGCUAGAACUGAACUUGCUGAAUUUCUCAGAGUGGUCGGAAGACGGUACACAGCCCUCAUGGCAUCGUUUGGAGCUCCCUAAGCUCUCUCAGGUCAACGCUCUCAUCCUCAAUACCUCAUUCACCUCAGGAACAUUGGACCAAAACGACUUUGGUUGGUUAGCUAUCCCUUCUAUAGUAUUCACCCUCCCGUCAACCUCUUCAUUAUCUUCAAUACGCAUUCAUGUCCUUCUUUCGGACCUCGGACCUCGAGGGCUUUCGUCACUGCAAAGAUUCAUUUGGAGUGAAUUCAAUAGCGCAUUAGCUAGACUACGGGGCCUCAAGGAAGUCAUUUUUGCCCUUCAUGUCUUGGUAUCAAAGAAUCGUGUCUCCUCAUGGGCAGCUGUCGUGCUGCUAUUGCAAAGUGCCUUGCAGGAUGUCCAGGAACGAGGCAUUCUGCAAGUAGAGCUCUGCUGGUGCUCGAGCUCUGGAGUUUCUCAGGGGUUCUCCCCUUGGCUUCUCAGAAAUGCGUGACGUGCGCCCCGCAUUUUUCAUUUUCCACGCUAAUGUACUGAUGAUUUGAUUGUGAACGCAGCAACACUUUCAGAAUUACGUCCACUGGUUUAAAACGUAUCUAUGCAAUGUAGGACAGUGUUUACCGUGCUAUGCCAUGAUGAGAAUGAUCGGUAAUUAAGAGGCACACCUAGGGAAGGGAGGGCAAGGAGGAAAGCUAGUCGUUGAUGAAGCAGAUUUCUUUAUAAUUAUAAAGCCUUAAGUUUCUUGUUCUCCGAGUAUCAGGCUUGCUGGGCAAAGCCGAUGUGUUUCUGUCGCAUACUAGUAUAUCUCACUGCAGUAUAAUUGUUCUUCUUUCGAAUACAGAUACCAACUGUCACGAAGACGUAUUUGCCC
This is a messenger RNA of Somion occarium, 2042 nucleotides long. Lineage: Eukaryota; Fungi; Basidiomycota; Agaricomycetes; Polyporales; Cerrenaceae. The record is from the annotation of a GenBank genome assembly.